GAAAAACGACACAGACAACGGCUCCAAAGUGGCGCCGUUCUCCAAACAUUUGGAUUCCCUCGAGGAAUUCAAGGCUCUAUCCGUCGGACCCGGCACCAUACCAUCUCCGUGGCCACCAGUGAAUGCCGGUCCUCCUGGUCCCCUGGGAUCGGCAGACACAAAUGGCAGCAUGGUGGACAGUAAAAACUUGGAUGUUGGCGACAUGAGCGAUGACGAAAAGGAUUUAUCAUCCGCCGAUGCCGAGGGUGUCUGGAGUCCGGACAUUGAGCAAAGCUUUCAAGAGGCACUGUCAAUAUAUCCACCAUGUGGACGCAGAAAGAUUAUAUUAUCAGACGAGGGUAAAAUGUAUGGGCGCAACGAGCUAAUCGCGCGUUACAUCAAAUUGCGCACGGGCAAGACGAGAACUCGUAAACAAGUGAGCUCCCACAUUCAGGUGCUCGCCAGACGGAAACUCCGUGAGAUCCAAGCUAAAAUCAAAGUCGAACCCAAUGGUGUCUCCUUGCAUUUACUCAAUGAGAAAGAGCAGACCCUGCAGGCCAUGAGCUCAAUGACCAGCUCACAAAUUGUCUCCGCACAGGCGGCCAAUAAUCUUGCCCUGGCCGCCUCGGCGCUGACGGCGGGCGUGCACCAUUCGAAGCAUCUUUCGCAUUCCGCCCACAAUCAGCAUCCACAGCACCACCACCCACACCACCCACACCACCAACACCACCACCAUCAUCCGCACCACCACCACCAUCAGGUGGGUGUUGCCGCAGCAGCCGCCGCCGCCGCCGCAGCUGCAGCUGCUGCCGCUGCCGCUGCUGUACAGUCGCCGGCAGCAGCUGUUGCAGCUAUUACUGGGUCUGGUGUGGCGUCCAAUUCCGUUGCAGCAGUACCUACAUCGUUGUCGCCACGACACCACAACCACCACGCCCAUGCCCACGUCCACGCCCACCAUUCCCAUCACAAUUUGCCGCACCACAUGCAUCCACACCAUCACCAACAUGCGGCGGCCGUUGCAGCAGUUUACCACCUACAACAACAACAACAACAACAACAACAACAACAGCAACAACAACAUCAGCAGCAGCAGCAGCAGCUUCAACAACCAAAUGAGGCAACAACAGGUGCCGUAUCACCAGCAUCUGUCGCUGAUGGGGCACAACCAGCACCGCCGCCGCCGCCGCCGUUGCACCAUCCGCCAUUGUAUCCGGGCCAAUUUUGGCAACCCGGACUGCAGCCGAGCACAUCGCAAGACAUCAAGCCGUUCACCCAGCCGCCCUACACGCCCGGCAAGCCCUCGACGGCGGUGUCCGGCGAGAUCGAGGCUGGUAUUCCGCCCGCUCAAUUGCCAUGGGAGGGACGCGCCAUUGCAACGCAGAAAUUCCGCUUGCUCGAGUUUACGGCCUUCAUGGAAAUCCAAAGAGAUGAAAUCUAUCACCGACAUCUAUUCGUGCAGCUGGGCGGCAAGCCAUCCUUUUCCGAUCCGCUACUUGAGACUGUUGAUAUACGACAAAUAUUUGACAAAUUUCCGGAGAAAUCCGGCGGUCUCAAAGAGCUCUACGAGCAAGGUCCACAGAAUGCGUUCUACCUUGUUAAAUGUUGGGCGGAUCUCAACACGGACGUAACGACCGGCAGUGAAACAGGCGAUUUCUAUGGCGUAACAAGCCAAUACGAAAGCAAUGAGAACAUUGAGCUCGUCUGCUCGACAAUCGUUUGCUUUGGCAAACAGGUUGUGGAAAAGGUGGAGCACGAAUACUCGCGCCUGGAGAACAAUCGCUACGUUUAUGGCAUUCAGCGCUCGCCCAUGUGCGAGUACAUGAUUUAUUUUCUUACUGAAGCUGAAGUACUUACCGAACCCUACAUGAUGAACAGUGUGCUCGAGAACUUUACAAUACUGCAAGUAAUGCGAGCGCAAGAGACGAAAGAGACACUGCUAUGCAUAGCGUACGUGUUUGAGGUGGCGGCACAGAACAGCGGCACCACGCAUCAUAUCUAUCGCCUUAUAAAGGAAUAGCAUGAGCUGCAUGAAGCAGCGCCCAAUCUGUCCGCGAUCCCCACCAAUGCACAAAUCAGCGAAUACAGCAACAGCAACAGCAACACUACGAGUAGAAGCCACAAUACCAGCAAUAACAACAGCACAACUAACAACAACAACAACAACAGCAGCAGCAGC
Molecule: messenger RNA, 2155 nt
Organism: Drosophila grimshawi
Lineage: Eukaryota; Metazoa; Arthropoda; Insecta; Diptera; Drosophilidae
Gene: scalloped
Product: protein scalloped
Biological process (GO): regulation of transcription by RNA polymerase II; hippo signaling; embryonic organ development
Cellular component (GO): transcription regulator complex
Molecular function (GO): RNA polymerase II cis-regulatory region sequence-specific DNA binding; DNA-binding transcription factor activity, RNA polymerase II-specific
Source: RefSeq, a predicted model, not a curated record